Molecule: messenger RNA, 513 nt
Organism: Protopolystoma xenopodis
Lineage: Eukaryota; Metazoa; Platyhelminthes; Monogenea; Polystomatidea; Polystomatidae
Source: the annotation of a GenBank genome assembly
CUGUCUAAAUCGUUUUGUCUUUUAUCAGUCUUUGAAGGAGAUGGAAGUCAAAGCAUCGCGACAUCCUGUUCUCAGGCCGCACCAGACGUGACAAAGUCACGUUUUCCACAAGAGAAGUUUCGUGAUGAACUUUCUUACAUUACUGAGUUAAAACGGCGCUACCAGACCAACUGGCUGCUACACUACAUACCACCGGUUCCCUUGUCUCAUUCAACGAAGGCAUCAACAUUGCCUAAAGAUAAUCGACAACGGGUGACUGCUGACGAGGACUAUGUCGAGGCAAUCAGGGAUCUGGACAACUCCAACUCUAUCGCUCAUCGGCCAGACUUAGACGGAAUUACCAGUUUUUACAUAGAGCCGUGGCGAGAAGAUGACACAUUUUCGACAAAUUUGAGUCUGUUAGGAGAACUUAGUACAUCGCAAAAAUUUCAUGAUGAUGAUACAGAAACUAUACUCACCACGAGACAAUUAUAUUCGAAUUCGGCCUCUUCUGAACUAAGAAGUAAACAUUAG